This is a messenger RNA of Lachnellula hyalina, 981 nucleotides long. RefSeq names its product Dihydrolipoyllysine-residue acetyltransferase component of acetoin cleaving system. The transcript has a single exon. Bases 1 to 981 code for a protein of 326 amino acids. NCBI's taxonomy places the organism in Eukaryota, Fungi, Ascomycota, Leotiomycetes, Helotiales, Lachnaceae. The record is from RefSeq and is a predicted model, not a curated record.
AUGACAUCCUCAGCCCCGACACUUCCACAACCACCAAAUAUUUCUGGCCUAAACCAUAUCCCCGCUCCUUCCCCCGAAUCAUUCGAUGCAGAGUUCGGCGGUCUCCUCCCUCCAGGCACAACUAUUCCCUCCUCCUGGGGCUAUACCCACUACUACAUCUUCAAACCCAGCUCUCCCCCAACUGGACGAAAUGUAAUUCUCGUCCACGGUGGUGGGACACCAGCUAUCGGCAUCGCACCAUUGGCCUUCGCACUCGCUGGGAAAGGGGAGAACGUGGUGCUUUACGAUACCUGGGGACAUGGCUUAAGUUCCACCCCGCUCGCGCCGCACACUCCUGCCUUGUAUCACCACCAACUGCUGGAGCUCCUCUUGCACUUCGGAUGGAGCAGUGCUCAUGUCCUUGGCUUCUCACUAGGGGGUGCGAUUGCAGCUAGCUUCACAGUCACUCAUCCGACAGCCGUGGAGUCCCUGGUCCUGGUCGCUCCUGCUGGGCUGUGGAAGAAGAGUGAUAAGAGUUGGUACGAUGCGUUUAUCGAAGAUGGGGGGUGGGGGCGUGAAUGGCUUGCUCAGAGGAAAAUCAUUGACGCUAUUGAGGGGUUGGAUGCGCGGCCUGUAGAGGGGUGGAAGGAGAGGCUGAAGAAUGGAGAAAUUGAUCCUGUAGCUGCGCAGAUUUGGCAGAUGAAGAAUCAUCGUGGUCAUGUAGCCAGUCUGGUAGGGUCGUUUAGGGGCGGUAUUGUUUUUGAUUUACACGAGACGUAUAGGGAGUUGUCGAAAAGUAAGAUGGAGACGCUGGUUGUGCUUGGUGGCGAGGAUGAGGUUUUUCCAAUGGAGAUGAUGAAGAGGGAAUUACUAGAGAGUGUACAGUGGAAGAAGGGGAUGAAGGUUGUGGAUAGAGCGGGACAUGAGAUCGUGAGGAGUCAUAUAGGAAAGGUUGUGGAGAUUGUGGAGGAGUUUUGGGGUGGUGAGGAGGCUAGGAAAUGA